AUGGUCGUUGGAGGGGGUAAAGGCGCUGGCUCGUUUAGACAGAAACUGCCGACUGCUGGGGGUAAAGGGCAGGGGAUGAGGCAAACGGGUUGGAGUAAGGGAGUUGAUGGUGCUCCUAAUAAGAAGAGAAGGCUUGGAGAUCAAGAUGUGACGUUGGAGGAAAAGUUUGGUAUUGAAAUAUUACAAGAAAAUGAAGAACGAAUUGGUUAUUUGUUUAAUAUGAAGGAAAGCGUCGCUCCGCCCAAGGUUGUGAAUGUUGAUAAUGAUGCUGAUCAAACGGAGCUGGUUGACGUCAGCGCCUUGUUACUCUAUUUCAUCCAGAAGGACGGCACUACCUUUAGGGCUACGUACCGCUACAGGCCAUAUUUUCUGGUGGAUAUCAACCCGCAGAUUUCCAAUUAUGAGUAUAUGAUGGAGGUGUUGGGAAGAAGGUUCGAGCACCAAAAAGUUAACGUUGGUACGGUAAUCCGUCACAACCUGGGGGCAGUGGACCAUCUGGCGCCCAAUAAGAUGUACAAAUUAAUCAAAUGUGAAUUCCCCAAUACUGAGCUUAUGAAUGAUGCGAGGAGAACGUUGGAGCGCAUACUGAAAGCUAACAGGCUGAGGGUCAGCCAUCUUGACCAUCUGGAUGAUAAUGACCCUUUCAAGGAAGGGGAUGGCAUAGGGAGUGGCGCUGAUCCGAUGGAUAGUAUCAUUGGGUUGUUCGAAUAUGAUCUGAUCCAUACUGUGCGUACGAGCAUUGAUAGCAACAUUCGGUGUGGGAAGUGGUAUAAGGUGGUGAAUAGCAUGCAGGGUAUGGUAGCCCUUACGGUGCAAGAGGACCUCCUUAUGAAGCCACCACUGAGAAUAUUGGCAUGGGAUAUUGAGACCUCAAAGGCACCGUUGAAGUUCCCUGAUGCACAGCAAGAUGAGAUCAUGAUGAUCUCUGUGAUGGUGGACGGGGAUGGAUACCUUAUAGUGAAUCGUGAGGAGGUCCAUGGCUAUAUCGAGGACUUUGAAUACUCGCCAAGACCAGAGUUCGAAGGCUUCUUUGAGUGUAUCAACUGUGAUAAUGAGAAAGAGCUCUUGGUGGCCUUCUUCGACCUUCUACUGCGGACCAGACCUCAUAUCACGGUCACGUUCAAUGGAGACUUUUUCGAUCUACCCUAUGUUCACGAUCGAGCUCAGAUUCACUCUCUGAAUCUCCAUCAUCAGGUGGGGCUUAUAUAUAUUCCUACUCCAACACAGAUUGAGAUUGCCUGUAGGUUUAUGGUGCACAUGGACUGUUACUGUUGGGUGAAGAGGGACUCGUAUCUGCCCCAAGGCUCUCAAGGUCUGAAGGCAGUUACUAGAGCCAAGCUGAAGUACGAUCCUGUGGAGUUGGAUCCGGAGCUCAUGGUCCCGUAUGCGAGAGAGCAACCACAGGAGUUGGCUAGCUACUCGGUGUCGGAUGCCUUGGCUACCUACCAUCUGUAUUGCAAGUACAUCCACGACUUCGUCUUUGCCCUGGCCUCGAUCAUCCCGAUGAAUCCCGACGAUGUACUCCGGCGUGGAUCUGGGACACUGUGUGAGGCGUUGCUCAUGGCACAAGCCACAGAAGCUGGCGUGCUCUAUCCCAACAAGCAUCAGCAACCAGGCCUGGCGUAUCACGACGGUAGACUCAUCGAGAACUCAACGUACGAGGGUGGGAGAGUGGAGUGCCUUAGGACUGGCAUAUUCCGCAGUGACAUUGAGGAGAAGUUCCGUCUGGACACCAAUGCUAUUGACGAGCUGAUAGAGUCGGCCGAUAAGACUUGUCGCUUCUUUGUGGAAACUGAAGAGAAAACAACGGUUGAUGAGAUAGAUAAUUUCGAGGAGGUUGUCACAGAGCUCACUGAGGCACUCAAGGAACUACGCCGUAAUCCUAAUAGAUCUGAAGAGCCUCUUAUCUAUCACUUGGAUGUGGCGGCAAUGUACCCUAAUAUUAUCCUGAGUAACCGCUUGCAGCCCUCGGCCAUAGUCACCCCUGAUUACUGUAAUCAGUGUAGUUAUUCGGACCCGCAGUUGAAGAGUGACUGUAAGAGGCAUUUGGAGUGGAAGUGGCGAGGCGAUCUGUAUAUGGCAACGAGAGCAGACGUGCAGCAUCAACAGAGUGAGCUCUCGGGUCCGAGGCAUAAGAAGGUCGGGUGGGAUGAGCUCACGGAGCGGGAGCGAAUGGAGAUCCUUAUUAAGAACGUUCGCAACUUUUCGUUGAAGGCAUAUAAGCGUGUGAAGAGCUCGGUGUUCGAAGUCAAGACCGAUACUGUGUGCCAAAGAGAGAAUCCUUUUUACAUCGAUACGGUCAGAGCCUUCCGAGACCGCAGGUAUACAUACAAGGGGUUGGUGAAGACCUGGGGGAAGAAGCUCGGGGAGGCUGAGGCGAGCAAAGACGCGUUAAAGAUGUCCGAGGCGAAGGACAUGAUUUUGUUAUUCGACUCGCUGCAAUUGGCACAUAAGUGUAUCCUCAAUAGCUUCUACGGUUACGUGAUGAGGAAGGGCGCAAGAUGGCACUCCAUGACUAUGGCGGGUAUAGUCACUUACACGGGCUCGGGGUUGAUAAGGGAGGCUAGGGCCUUCGUGGACCGCCUUGGGCUGCCGCUGGAAUUGGAUACUGAUGGUAUAUGGUGCAUGCUGCCUAAGAGCUUCCCUGAGAACUUCCAAUUCAAGCUGAAGUCGGGGAGGGUGUUGACGAUGCCGUACCCGUGCUCAGUCCUCAACGUCAGAGUGCACGAGAAGUACACAAAUCAUCAGUAUCAGGAUCUGCAGCCUGAUGGCACAUAUGCUAAAUCGUCGCAGAAUUCCAUUUUCUUCGAGAUUGAUGGACCCUACAAGUGCAUGUUGCUGCCUGCCUCGACUGAAGAGGAUCGCCUGUUGAAGAAGCGAUACGCUGUGUUUAAUGAGGAUGGAAGUUUGGCAGAGUUGAAGGGUUUUGAGAUCAAACGUCGGGGAGAGUUGAAGUUGAUACAGGUGUUCCAAGAAGAGUUAUUCCCGAAGUGUUUGGAGGGUGGAAGCAUCGAAGAGGCAUACGCUGCGGUGGGGCAGGUGGCAAACAGGUGGUUGGAGGUUUUGGACACCAAAGGAUCGUCAUUAACGGAUGAAGAAGUAAUACAUCUCAUCUCGGAGAAGAAGACGAUGUCAAAAAGCGUCGAGGAUUCGGGAGCUCUGAAGAGCACUAGCAUAACUACUGCUACUCGCAUGGCCGAGUUCCUUGGUCCGUCGAUCCUCCGCGAGAAGGGAAUAUCCUGCCAUCUGAUCAUCGCUCGGAAGCCCUUAGGUGCUACACCAACUGAGAGGGCUAUACCGGUAAAUAUCUUUAGUGCUGAGGAGCAUGUCAAGACCAAGUACCUCCGGAAGUGGAUGGGUGAUCCAUCGAUACGCAACUUCGACAUACGGGAUAUUAUAGACUGGCAAUAUUAUCGGACGAGGCUUGGAGCGGCUAUACAGAAAAUCAUUGGCAUACCAGCUAUGAACCAACACGUGAAGAACCCUUGUCCUUCUGUGGAACUACCGCAGUGGGCGAAGAAGCGGGUGAGGGAGAGGGAGGAUACUUUUAAACAGAAGAAGUUGACUGACAUGUUUGCGAGAAUGUCAUCUAAGCCCUCGACUACCAACAAGAAGAAAGUUACAGUUGUUCCAGCCUCGUCCGAUGGAGCCCCAGCAGAAUCAUCGUCGUCAUCUAUGGUAGUUGAUGUUGAAGAUGUGUCAGUGGAGGGCAUUGCUAUCCUCAAGCCAGCCCAAAAGCAGCCGGUGAACUGGAAGAAGAAGCAAGCCCAGAAUCUUAGAGAACAUCAUCAGGGCACGAAGCAGCACAAAGAGGCUCUUCGGGAGAGAAUAGAGAGGGCACAGCAGAGGUACAUGGGAGGGGUUCGCCUCGCCGAACUACCGACGCCUCAGGGUAGAGUUAGCCCUUAUNNNNACAUCGCGGACUUUAAAGUGGGAGGCAGUUUCUGA
This is a messenger RNA of Perkinsus marinus ATCC 50983, 3948 nucleotides long. Its product is annotated as DNA polymerase epsilon, catalytic subunit A, putative. The record is from RefSeq and is a predicted model, not a curated record. The transcript has 31 exons. Gene Ontology annotation, cellular component: epsilon DNA polymerase complex. Gene Ontology annotation, biological process: DNA replication proofreading; nucleotide-excision repair, DNA gap filling; DNA replication. Gene Ontology annotation, molecular function: single-stranded DNA 3'-5' DNA exonuclease activity; nucleotide binding; DNA-directed DNA polymerase activity. The coding region runs from base 1 to 3948 and encodes 1315 amino acids. NCBI's taxonomy places the organism in Eukaryota, Perkinsozoa, Perkinsida, Perkinsidae.